Molecule: messenger RNA, 11984 nt
Organism: Gryllus bimaculatus (two-spotted cricket)
Lineage: Eukaryota; Metazoa; Arthropoda; Insecta; Orthoptera; Gryllidae
Source: the annotation of a GenBank genome assembly
AUGAACUGGGUCGGAGUUGACAGAGGGCUUUCAGUGGACGCAGAAGCACUUCAUGGUCUGCAGCUGAACCCUCCUCAACACACUGCUGUUGAUGGACUUGAGGCAACCUUGAAGGAUUCGAAGAAGAUGUACCAGGAUAAAGUGAAUGCUCUCCUUGCUGCAUGGGAGCAUGUCACAACAUUUGUUGCCUCCUCGGUUCAAGAUGCUGUUCAAGAUAACCUGAUUGAUUGGGUGCAUCGGCAUACCCUGAAUGUUGUGCUCCAAGGGGACUGGCCAAAACUCACCCCAGCGACUAAGACCCAUUUGAGUGUAACAUUACAAAGAUGUGCUGCCCUUCUUACCAGCCACAAUGCAGCACCCAAAUGUCGUAUGUUGGUGAAGUUGGUGAACGAUCCGUGGGGGCAUCCAAUUUUAAAAAGAAUAAUCAGCGGUUCACAAGAAAUCACUGACGAAGAAGUACUUGAUCUAUGCCACUCGGAAAUGGGAUUGGUAUUGACUAUGCGACUAGAAAAAUUAUGUGAAUCAAGAUGUGAAGAUUUGGCAUUACGACUUGCAGAAGUGAUAAUUAGAUGCUUAAAUCUUCAAGGAUCAAGACUACAUGAGGGAAGCACAGAAGAUCAAUUAUCGUACUUUGUGGACCUUUAUGUGUCCUUAUUGUACAGAUUUAAGCGGAUACAAGACAUUAUUAAAUAUUUAAAACGCUUAGAGCUCAAAGAAGGACUUAUCCUUAUUCGUCGAUAUUGCAAAAGAGAAACCAUGAGUGUCAGAGUGUGGAAGCAGAGUGGAAAAGUGGCAGAAUUGGUAGCUCAGUACUUCCUUACAGUGGCCAUGGUUAAGCCUGUCAGUGAAACUGGUUCUCUUCUCAAAGAUCUAAUGGCUGAAUGGGCCAUUCUCCAUAGCAGGGUGCCAUCAGUAUCUACGUUACCAAAAAUGAUACGAAAAUUGAUUCUUCCAGCCGAGUCUGCCAUCCACAUUUACACAUUUUGCGAGGUGCUUGUGCAACAGUUUGGUGAUGCCUUGAAACCAAUAUGUAUAGAAUUAUACAUAAGAGGUUUGACAACUGAUAUGAACGAACUGGAGCAACAAAAAGUGAAGCACGACAAGGAAAAGGUUCAUGAAGCAGAGCUGCGUUUAUCUGAUGGAUUUCUUCGAUUGGCAGAAUUAGUGAAGGACAAUGUGGGGGUGUGUCGAGAAUGUAUUCUUACAGCAUUCUCUCUCAAUCCAACCAGGUCGUGUUUUGACAAAAUUAAAGCUAUGGCUGUUGCUUCCGGGAAGUGUCCCAAUCCAGAAAAAACAAGACUGGAACAAAGUGCAUCGAUAAUAAACAAUGUUGCUGUGAAAACUGAAGUGAAAGAAGAAUACGCUGAUGAAAGACUGGGUAUAUGCGACAUACAAGUUGAUACUGGACAAGUUUCAAAUGCCUCUGAAACACCAAACAAUAUCAGAAUGAUCUUGAAUCCUAUUGAUACAAAUGUUAACUCUGAGAAAGAGGGAACAAUUAGAUCCUCCAACUGUCAUGAAAUGCAAUUUGAUAAUAGAGAAUGUGUAGUAAAUUUUUCCAAUGUUCGUUCUGAUAUUUCACAAAGACACAAUCCAGGUACAUCAAACAAUGAAUCUGUCUCUCCUGUAAACUCUGUUCGUGGUAAAUCUUAUCCAGAUGGAUCCAAAACACCUAUUUGUUCCUGCAAGUCUCUCCGAAAUAAAGAUCUGUUGAGCCAAGGAUCCAAAGAAAUUUUGGAUAAAAAACCUCUCAAUAUGUUCGGAUCAUGUUCUGCUCAGCAGCUUGGAGACUUGUGUCCACACUGUGGUAAAUUUGUUGGUGGAUAUCCAACUGCUGUUUCUUGUGAUUCUAUGGGUCCUUCUGCUAGCAACAUGCUUAGUGGAGAAAUAAGUAACACUGCAUAUGUCAAAAAAGCUAUUAAAACAGAGUCUUUAGACUAUGAUGUGCUUCGUCAACCUAAUAAAGUGUUGGAUGCUGAAGCAUUGGGACUUACACCUCAGUUAUGUGAUGAUCUCGCCGUAGUAUUAAGCAGUCCGCGUUAUCAAACUUUAAGUUGGGUUUUAGACUGGUCUGAUCUUAGCACAAGAUGUGAAAAGUAUUUAGAAAAUUGUGAAGAAAUGAGGAAUACAGCUAAAGAACUUAAAUUUCUUAAUAUUGAUUAUAAUCAAUUCAAAGAUUGGCCAAGUGAUGAAGAUAAAGACAAUUAUGGUGGCAUAGAAAAAGGAUAUGAGCAAUGGGCAGAUCUUAGCAGUGACCCAUCUGACCAAGAAUAUGAGUACCCAGGAUAUAAGAAACACCAAAGGCAGUGUGAAUCUGAAUCUGAUUCUUCAGUAAUAAGAAAAAGUGGUAAGUCCCGAGGCCGUAAGUCAGUACAUCGUUUGGUGUCCUCGGAAUCGGAUUAUGAAUCUGGAGGAACAAAGAAGACAAGGCAAAGAGUUGCUUCUCUCUCCAUAUCAGAUACAGAUACGGGUACACAAGACAGUAAACCAGAUAGUUUAAGUAGUGAUUGUUUUACCAAAGUUAGUAAAAAUAAGCUUCGGAAGAAUGAAGAACCAGUUGCUGCCAAGAGGUAUAGGCAAGAUAACUUGAAAAAUUUAUCUCACUUCCGAGUGAUGAUGGAUGAAGAUCAUAAUGAUGUAAAUAGUGAUCUGUCCAACAGUGAUAUGAUGUCUUUGCUUUCUCAGAUGGACGAAAAUGGGAAAAAUGGUACAAAUAAAUUUUCACGUGUAUUUGACUCUCCUAGGAGAGAUGAUAUCUUAAAUCAGACUGAAAAGAAGUCCAGUGAUCCAACUGUAUUAAAAUCGCUUAGAAUGUUCAGGCCACAUAAUGCCAAAAAGUCUUCACCUCGAGAUUGCUUGACUGAAAUGCUAAAAGGUAACCGUGUUCAUACCAAAGACAGUGUGGAAUUUGCUCCUAUGCUUAGUACAUUAAACUUAAAUCCAAGAAUAGUAUUAACAAGGACUGAUGCUACACAUCCUGAUUUAAAAAACUUCAAACAAUCAUCUUCAAAUAAUAACAAUAACAACAAUAACCAUGAAUUACAUUGUCGCAAGACUAAUUCUAGCAACAAAAAUAUAUAUGUAGUUAAUAAAAACCAAUUCCCUUUAGAAUUUUCAGUGACAGGGAAUAUGAAGAACAAACACAGGCUGCAAUUUAUUGCACAGUCGGUUAUUGACAGUGAAUUGUUAGCAAAAUCAGUUCCUGGUUUAAACUCAUUGGAUAUGAUUGUUCCAGCUCCUCCUGAGCCUACAGUACAGGUGGUGCAGCUUCCACAGAAUCCACCUACAAGUAAUCAAAGUGUUAGUUCUACAGAUGCCAACCAGUCAAAGGUUCAAUCAUCAAACGCCUCUACAACAACAAGUUCAACAAAUUUUUUGGACACAACAGCUAGCUCUAGUGAUAGAGAAUUGGCACCAACACCUACCUUUUCUUCACAAGGAGACCAUGAACACAACCAAACUUAUGUUUCCCAUUCAGGACAGCCAUCUUCAUGCUCCACACAAGAAAAAGAGAAAUCUAGUAAUUCACAAGUGAGUGUAAAGUACCUGACCAAAGCAAAUGAGGUAAAUGAUAUUCUACGUAGUUCUCUGGGAGGUUUGUCACAAUCUGUUACGUCUCUGUCAUCUCAAGGAAGUUCCUUGAUGGAGAAAAAACAUAGCUUUCAAACAGACGUGAAGUAUUUGACUUCAACAAGUGAAGUAAAUGAAAUUUUACGCAGUACUCUCAUUGACUCCUCAGCCCAUAGUCAGUCAAGUAUUGCUCACAGUAGUUCAGAAACCAGUGUAUCAAAAUCAAGAGCAGAUACUGGAGUUAAAUACUUAACAACAGCCAAUGAAGUUAAUGAAAUACUGAGAAGUACACCCGUCACUGCUCAUAUACAGAAAAUUGGUCAACCUCCUACAACAUCGGACACAGAACAAAAUUCCAGCGCCCUCUCACAGGUUGAUACUUCCCAAACAGCCAGUCAAUCUUUUCCUAUUGUAAAGGCUGUUGAUAUAAAUCUGUUUGCAAGUUUAAUAUCUUCUGUUGGAGGUGCAUCUCAAAAUGCAACUGAUAGUCAAACUACUGCUCAAGAUUCUCAUAUGGUGCAGUUAUUAUACAAAAAAGAUGGACAAAAAUUUCAUAUCAAACCUCUUCUUUGUGCUCAAAGUAAUAGAGUAACUCUUUCAGAGAGUAACAAUUCUACUGUCCAGCAUUCUGCAAAUGCAUCUGGAAUAAGCAAUGAACAACAGGCUAGUGCAUUAGCACAUGCUCUUUUUGACGAAAACUUUCGAAAAUACUCUUUGAAUUCUAAUGUUACUGUUAAAACAAAUUCUACUGAGAGUUCAGAGCAAGGCUUGUCAUCACAGGUGGCUAGCUUACCAAAAUUUCAGCAUGCAUUUGGAAAAUCAAUUUAUAAUCAAACUAGCUCUGGGUCUUCCACCGAUGGAAACAGUACUGCUUCUCGAGAGGAGAAUACAAGAUCCACUUCCACAUCUACACCAUCUGAAAAUGUGGAACAGAUACCACAGCCUAUGGUGUCUUCCACAAGCUCAGUGCUCUCAAAGGCUGUCCAAACAACAGGAAUAGCAAGUACAAGCAGCCCAGCAGCUACCUUGACCAGACUGCAGCAGGGAGAGAGCAGCGGAACAGGCACCCUAAAUGUCCUAAUGAGUCCACUCACUCUGAGUACUACUGGGCAGGUGGUGGCAUUGACACAAGGAGCAGUGUCUCGGAGUGUUGCAAAUGCAUUGAAACGUCCAGCACGUGCUGCUGCAGUUGCGAGAGUGCAGUCACCUUCUCAAAUUCUAUAUGAUUUACAACAGAUUCCCUCCAGCAUUGAAAACCAACUCCUACAAACUAGCAAUACAGCUACCUUAUCAACUCCCAGAAGUAAUUCCUUGAAGCAGACAACAGAACAACAAACGCAGAGCUUAGAAGAGACUGUUCCAUCAACUCCUGUUGUACCACCGGCCGCUCCUGGAACUCCUGCAGUAUCAGCCCCUGUCACUCUUACGAACAAAGAUAGUGUCAUUCGUAACAAUGUGAGUAGUAUGAGUGCUUUACUUGCUGCUGCUUUACAAGGAACUCCUCAAAAUAGAACUGCAACUGCAAUUGUAAAUUCAACACUGACUCCAUCAUCGUCCCACAGUUCAGCUGUUAAUUCUGCAUCUCAGUUGACAGGCAGUCUUAGUACAAGUAAUUCUAUUACUACUUCAUUAAAUUCAAGUUCUAAUACUUUGCCAGCUGAACCAGAAGUUUGCAUUGUAGAAAGUUCAUCAUCUGAUGAAGAGGGCACUGAUGCGGCUACGCAGACUUUGAUAUCCUCUGUUCCCAUGGUUCAAAGAAUCACCCUUCCUGUUCUUCAAAAGAGUGGAACUCGUACUACAGUUCAGACGAGAGUUGUGCGACCUGUUCUUCAAAUCCCAGGAGGUAACCUUUUAACACGUACUAGUGCAGCUGCUGUGGCUGGGGCACAAUCAACAGCAGCUGGCAUCACUACUUUGCGCCAACAAGUACCUCACACUCCAACAGGUCUUGUCACUUCUGUCUCCACUACAUCUAAUAUCACAUCUCGUCUUGCAACUCCAACUGUUGGUACUACAGACACGUUGAUGGCAGCCCAUAACCCCAUUGAGCCAUCCGUUAGUUCAACUACUUUGGAACAAUUGCGUGAAUUUGAGUCUGUUUUGGAACAAGUAACCAAUACAUCUCAAAUGAAGGAACGAAAUACAGCCCAGCCUCAAACUCAGACUGAUACUCUAACUACACAACAAUUGCUACUAACUCAAGCUCCAACCACUACUGAUCCAGGAUCAGAUUUUACAUCAAACUCUGCGAGUUCAUCAGCCUCAUCUUAUCCACAGCAGUUCUCUACAGUUACAACUACAAGAGUAGCAUAUGUUAGUCAAGCUCCAACACUACGAUCUUCUAGUUCAGUUCCAGUCUCUGCGGCAAAAAUUUCUUCUCCUCUUGUUGUUGUCACGAGUUACUGUCAGCCUGUUGCUUCUCCAGCAUUGAGUGUGACAUCUCAGAGUUCCUCAAGCCCAUGUGUCACUCCAGCUCCCAUGCCUUCAGCAACAGCAAACAAAACCCCUCCAAAACCAGCUAAAUCUUCUAAAUCAAAAUCGCUGAAAUCUAGUCCUUCUAGUACUGCCUCAAAGGCAUCCCCUGUCCCCAAACCUCAACAGAAACCACAAGAAGAUGAACAAACAGCUCAAAGAAUUUAUGCAAUACUUGAUGAAUAUGCAGAACAACUUCGGAACUCUCCAGAUUUAAAUAAUAAACCUGCUCCACGUCGACGCUCGAAUCCUCCUACCAAUCCUAGUCAGUCAUCAAAACGUAAGAAGUCCAAUCAGACGAAGAUGAAGCUCUUGGGUCAUCAAACCACAUCAACAGCAAUUGAAAUGAGUCCAGGUGCAGAUGAUCCAAGAACAAUGGGAAGUGAAGACAGUUCAAGUGGUGUUAUGCAAUUGUCCCACAUUCAAGACUCCCCUGCUUCAGCAUCAACUGCAACUGAAGAACCACAAACAUCUCGCACUCCCUCUACAGAAGUGCCUCUAGAGUGUACAGCUGCAGUGAAAACUGAAGCCCCUGAAACCAGUGUUUCUUCAGAUAGGCAACAACCCCGCAUCAUUCAGAUAGACACUGCUGGCAUUCAGAGUAGAGUAAUAAUGCAGGAUAGUGGGCAAGACUCUUCUGAAGUAACUGUUUCUAGUGCAACAGUUUUAACAGGUAAGCCUGUUACGCUUCCUCUGUACAUGCCAAGUGGUGUGCGACAGGUAUUUGUUCCAAUGGCACCAGGAUUAACGGCUUCUGUUGGUGGUCGGCAAGUGGUGAUGUCAAAAGGCUCGACCAAAGUAAUUCGUGUGCAUCAGGUUACCCUGCCAGGUGGCACACUGCAAGUGACUCCAGGGAGUGGGACACUACAAGUAGCUCCUGGGGGUAGUGGAGUACAAGGUACAGCUUUAGUGGUACGACAGAUCUGUGGCAAACAGGCAUCUGGGGCUGUAGGGAAUGCUGUGUCAGUUCUGGGCCAGCCUACUGUAAAGCAAGUGAAACUGCCAAUGGGAAGCAUUUCUUCACAGACUCUGACAGGUGUUACAGCUCAGCCCCCAGUUGUACUUCCUCCAGGCAGUCACCAUUUAGCUAGCCAAGUCUCUGGGAUGGUGCAAUCUUCACAAACGCUUUCAUUUCCUGAUUCAGGGGAUGAUUCCAAUGUAAUUGAAUCGACCAAUAGAAUAGAUUCACGCAUCAUGUCUACAGAGGAUGGUGCUUCAUCUUCAAGUACUGAUAAUUUAGUUUCUCGAAGGGAGCAAAGUCCAUUUCAACAGGCAGGAUCUCUAGCAGCUGCUGCAGUGGCAGAGAAAGUGCCCUUUAAUACAUCUCAGAUAUCUCCAAGUGCGAUGAAAGUGGAGGAGCCUGAUAGAAUUCAUGGUAUUUCUCCAAAAGCCCUUUUGACUCAUAUAAAAAGCGAAGACUGUAGACCAGCUGAUGAAGUGCAGGUAAAGAAAGAGCCAACUGGUGAGUGUAACGAUCUUGUUACUACAAUAAAAACAGAGUCUGUGAAACAAGAACCAAAGCAAGAACCAGAACCAAAAACAGAACCAGAACCUGAACACGAGGCUGGUCAGGAGCCUGAGCAUGAUGCGGAACCAGAACCAGACUUCAAUGUUCCUCAGUCUUCAAUGACAACUUACCAGUGUUUGAACUUAGGUUUUUCAAGACACACACCAGUGACUCUACGUAAUAGCAAUAAUUUACCAGAGUGUUUAACAGAAACGUGUGAUUUAACUGUUGCUAAGUCGGAGAUUUUAAGUCUCCCACCCUGCUCUGAAAGUGAAUCGGACAAUGCAGAAGAUAGCCUUCCAGGUAGCCAUCUUCACAGAAUUGUGGACACGUCUACUGAAAAUGUGAAGAGACAAUUGAGUGCAAAGGGGUUGCCGCCCCCAAGGGAGACACUAGGCAGUGUGGGUGGUGUAAACAGUAGUAGCAGCAGCAGUAGUAGUAGCAGCAGCAGUAGCAGCAGUAGUAGUAGCAGCAGCAGUAGCAGCAACAGCAACAGCAGCAGCAACAGCAGCAGCAGCAGUAGCAGCAGCAACAGUAGUAGCAGCAGCAGCAGUAAUGGUGGUAAUAGCAGCAGCAGCAACAGCACAACACCAGUCCAUUCACUUGACAAGAUACCCAGUUCCCAACUGCUGGAAGCUGCUCCUUCUACUAGUCAAGUGCUGCAGGCUGAUCCACUCGCUUUUCCCAGCAGUGCUGCCAAUGCAUUGGACUCCAACUCGCUGACGGAAGAUUUGUUCUCGCAUGAAGCAACUCAUGGUUCUAUGACUGUGCAAGUUUUGAAGAAAGAAGUGGAGUUCGUAACGGGCAGUAGUGCUGGGAGUGAAGCACUGGAAGCAGGAAACAGGAACAUCAGCAGCCAGGAUUUACAUUCACAAGUGACACUACAGGACUCCUUCUGUGCAACAGGCAGUGCACUGGACAGUACUGCUUCAGAGGCCCUCCACUUGCGAGUGGCAGCAAAUGAUUUACAACUGCAGAGGGCCUCUGGACUGAAUACUAGUAAGUCAGACUUUUCACUGUCAAAGAAUAAAGAAUGCAGAAGCAAUCCCACACAUUUGGACUUAGUUUCUGAAAUAGGUUAUAUCUCUUCUUCAAAGUUUCCUUACCAGUUUGAGUAUGUAAAUGAUGUGACUUACCAGUUACCGUCCAAAUUGCCAGCAGAAACCCGUGAAACACCUUGGCGCUAUGUCCCUGUGGUGAAGAGAGUCCAGCUCAUACAGAUGCGAAAGAGUGAUCUGGAUGCAUCAUCUGACCAGCUGGGACCAACAUUGCAGCUGGGAGAGAACUCAGAGGUGGAAGAUUCUCCCCAGGAACCAGAAGGAUGUCUGCUGGAUUUCAAGACAGAAUCACUUUCUCGAAAGAGUGGAGGGGGAUCAUCGGCUGCUCUCUAUCGAAAGAUUGAUGGACCAAGUUCUCGCCUUGACAAGCCAGGUACUGACAUGCAGCAGAAGCUCUUGCAGAUCGAAAAGGAAUUGAAAUUGCAAAAGAGUUUGUCUGAAGAAUGUGAGGAUUUAGGUGUUGAUGAACCUAGUACAAGUGAUCUUUUCCCUGAAGCCGAUCUUUUGCUUGAUACCAAUUCCUCUCCUCCUUUUGAACAAAAUAUUCAAGAUACUGUUGUUGCAUCUGAUGUACAGGCAACAGACACCUUUUCAUGCUCGAAUUUUCGUUCAUUGGAGUAUUCUUCUAGCAGUCAAGAUGGCUCUCAGCGUGGAAGUCCUAUUGAUUUUAAGCGACAGGAUGGUUGCCGAAGUCCUCGUCGCAUGCGCAAGCGUGCAGUCAUAGACUGGAAAAGUCGAGUAACUGGUAGGGACAAGGCAAGACUUAUGAAUAGUAGCAGCCACUCACACCGUGAGUCUAAACUGCAUGGUCUUACGCAAGACUGUUCCAUAAAUGGCAGCUCGCAUAAAGAUGCAGUAAUUCAUGACCCCUUGUCAACUUUACAGGAAGAUUCCUCUAAUGGUGCUUCAAAAGAUGACAUGUCUGAAAGUACUUCAGGGACAUCUGUUCCAGACACUCCUCUUCCAAAUACCAAAAAACUGAGACUGGCUGACGAUGACGACGACGAUGAUGAUGAUGAUGAUGACGACGACGACGACGAUGACGAUGAUGAUGACGAUCAUGGAACCGUAUUAAAACAUUCAUUAUCACCAAAAAGUAUAGUUAAUUCUCUUUGCAUUACUAACAAGAACCUUCAAAUAGGAGUGGGUGAGAGUGCCUCAAAAGAAGGGGUUUUGUCAGAAACGGGAAAUUUAAAGUCAUUUGGUGUUGUUACUUCAAAAGUUAGUUUAUCUUCAAGCCCAAGGACGAAUACUUACCCAGGAUCCAGUGAAGAUUUAGUGAAUAUGCUUGACUCGUAUGCUUCGAACAUGAUGUUGUCUUCUCUAGAUGUUACAAUUCCAUCACCUGUUCCUAGUAUUCCUUCUUUGACUGCUGCACAGGCACAAGGUUCUGCCUGCACUCAGGAGCCUCUGCCAACUUUAACUGCUGCACAAAAGUUCACCAAUACGUAUGGUAAGAGAGCUUUGUCAGGACGGCAAGAUGUGGAUCGGGUAGUCAAAAGAACUCGUUUACAUCGACCCAAUCAGUAUUUUAAUGACCACAUAGACUCUCAAGAAACCUGGGAAUCAUCAAGUUCACAGGAAAAGACUUGUGCCGAUGAUGAAGAUUCAGGAUCUCAGAGUAGAACUGAAGGACAAAGCUCUACACCUGACCAGCCUAAUUCAGAUGUUGAUGUUGUAGAUAUCAGCAAUGACUCCUUUCCCUCAUCAACUACUAACUUUUUGCCUACAUCAUCAUCGUCAAAAGUUAUUUCAAGUACUGAUCCCUUUGACAAAACAAAAUCAAUAAAUUUAAACGGUGUUGAUCUCAAAGAUAGUUUUUCAUUUUCAGUACAGAAAGACUUGACUGAAGGCAAGAAAGUGCCAAACAAUAAACGAGGAACUCGGAAGACUGUGGAGGCCGAUACUUGUUCAGCAGAAACCGGUUUGGCAGGUUUAGUUGGAAAACGGAGGAGGAGUGGAAGUCGCAGCAAUAUGAGUCCUCUGCAAAAACUCAAGAGUGUAUUUCACCUUAAACCGUCUAAAUCAUAUGUGCCAACCAAACAGGCCUCAAACUUGUCUACCUUCUCAGAAAAUAGGAAAUUGAUAGUGCGUGCAAGGAAAGUGGAAGAAUGUGACUAUCUUUCGUCGGUAGCUGGCUUCAACAAGCCUGCAGCCACAAUUGUAACUCCAGAGGAGGAAGCAGAUGUCUUAGUUUCUGCUCGGCAGCAGCUAUUGGAUAAAGAUACUAUUUGUCCGGUCGCUAAUCCGUGUGAAACCCAGAUGAAUACUCUUAGUGUGUCUCGGCGGUCAUCACUUCGUGGUCAUAUAAAAAAAGGAUGUACAUGCUGCAGUGUCUCACCUCAACCUGCAAAAAAAAAGAAGGAAGUGUUAAAAGUAGAAAAACCUAGUAAGAAAGGACAAAUUAAAGGGACUGUAACAAAGAAGAGGUAGUUGUUUUUAAUAUUCAGCUGUAAAUAUGUUAAUGUGUGUGUUAAUUUUUAAGAAUAUUUAUCUUUGAAAUAUGUGUGUUAUUGGCGCAAGUGCAGAGGUCAUUUUGUUCUUAGUUGGUGAAAAUAGUAAGUAUGUAAAUAUGCUGUUUCAUUCUUUGGUACUUCACUUUUUCUUAACUAUUAUUGCUGCCUUAUUUACUUUCCAAGCUUUCUCCUGUUUCUGUAUAUUACUUACCAGUCUUUGGUGUUAUUUGCUCAUGUGUUGAAUUACAUUUUGAAAUUGAAAAUUUAUAAUGUAUGUUCAUUUGGCUGUAACCUGAAUCUGUGGACAGCAAUGUGUCCUUUUCCUUGUUUAUAGUUUAAAAAAGGUCCUAAGCCAGGGUUUCUCAAACAGUUCCAUAACCUUUCAGGAAAAUUUACAUGUUUCAUGUACGUAAAUUUUAGAAUUAAACAUUAUGCAAAGAAAUGGAGAAGUUGGAUUUUGUAUAAUAUCUUAUUAAGAGAGUGGUACUUUCUGUUUUUGAUAUGUGUAAAUUCCACUAAGUAUGUAAAGUAAUAGAUUUUUGUUACUUCAUGUCAAUACAAAGUAAUAUAUUUUGAAACUACUGAUUUGUUCUAAAAUCUUUUGUUCCAGUGCAUUGCAAUGCAACAAAUUAUACAGUAUUUGUGAAACUCUUGGUUUCAUCUUACAUAGAAAUUAUAAUGAAAUAGUUUGUUGGAAUGCAAUAUUUGAGAACCCCUGUCCUAACUAUAUGAAAAAAAAAAGAUUUUCUAUGGUCAGUGGAAGGAAUUGUAUUAUGCAGUGAAAUAGCACCACAACAUUGGCCUCUUUGUGCAGCAAAUUGGUAAUGAAUCCUGGGGUUGUGUGAAAUACAGUGUUGUGAACAUUUUUCCUGUCAUAUUACCUCAGUUAAUAUCUAGUCACACGGUUAAUUUCAGCUGAGG